This is a messenger RNA of Prunus mume (Japanese apricot), 1717 nucleotides long. RefSeq names its product Sterile alpha motif (SAM) domain-containing protein. Lineage: Eukaryota; Viridiplantae; Streptophyta; Magnoliopsida; Rosales; Rosaceae. Gene Ontology annotation, molecular function: protein binding. The record is from RefSeq and is a predicted model, not a curated record.
CUCCCCAAACCCCCAAAAUCCAAAGUCAUUCACUCACUGAAACCCUUUCUUCUCUUCUCUCUUCCCUCUCUCUCUCUCUCAUCAAUCACUUCAUUUACUGUAUCUCUCUCUCUCUAGAAAGCGACCAAAAGGACACUCUUGUAGGCAUUGCUACAGUUGGCACAAGCGCUACAUCCAAAAGGCCAAAGAGCGCUUUUGCUUCUUCCCCCGUUUUCACUUAACAAACACAGAGAAGGGUUGAGUCUCUUUUAAGAGAAACUCAAUCCAGGCAACAGUAGGCUCUCUCUCUCUCAAAAAAUUAGAGUAAAUAAAAAGAUAAAAUCGGAUUCGAUGGCGGAGAUACCACCACCGAUGGGUCAGAUCAACGGCGGACAACUCAUGUUGGGUUCAUCCGAGACCGUGGGAUCGAAGCGACAGCGAAGGCCCAGCGUCCGAUUGGGCGACAUCGGAGGAGACCAGCCGUACGAUUCGCACGUGCGACGCACCACCAAGCAAUGGAAGCUCCCACUUGAUCACCGGAAAGACUCCAAUAAGUCCUCAAAGACUCGACCUUUAACGAAUUUGAGCGCUGGUGCCGACUUCCAAGAAACCCUAGACGGCGAAGAUAGAGAGGGAAAUCUCGAUAGUGUUGCCAUUGGUAGCUGGAAGGUCAAGGACACCAAGAAAAGAGCUUCGAACACGAAAAGGGUCAGAUCCAAUUGGGUCUCUUCCAAGAUUGACGAAGGUGGUGAUGCUGCUGCUGCUGAAGGGGAUGAUAAAUUUAGCGGAGGUGAGGAUGUUGAAGAUGGGUAUCGGGAUUUUGAUGUCGAAAACUCGGAGUCUCCUUUGAAAGACCAGAGCCCACUUCAUUCUUCCGACAAUUUGGGUGUGGAUGGACAUUUGAAUGAAAGGGAUGUGCUUUACCAUGGAAGUAGGAGACCCAUUAGGACUAGGGUUUCGGAGGGGAGGGACCACCAUGAUGGUGUUGAGCUAUCUGGGCCGUCGGAUAAUGAUGCAAGGGAUUGGAAUUGUAGAGGGACUAGUGGGGAUAGAAAUGGGAAUGAAGGCAGAGGGAGGUGUGGGGAAGAUGGUGUUAGGGUUUGGCUCAAUGGGCUAGGAUUAGGUCGUUAUGCCCCGAUGUUUGAAAUUCAUGAGGUGGAUGAUGAGGUAUUGCCCAUGUUAACUUUGGAGGAUCUCAAAGAUAUGGGCAUAAAUGCAGUUGGUACCAGAAGGAAAAUGUAUUGUGCAAUUCAGAAGCUUGGAAAGGGGUUUUCUUGACUUCUGUUUUUGUGACUGUUGGCGAUUGAAAGACCAAAAUGAAGAAGAAAAAAAAUCCUCAGCCAUGGCAAUGUAAGAUACAUGCCUGAAAGUAAAACUGGUUUGAGCUUUUGGUUAUAUUUUGCUCUCAAAUCUCAACUCAGUGGUAUUUUUGGAUGAGUAGGUUUUGUUUCAUUGCACUAUUUACCUUUUCUUUAAUUGAGUGCAAAUCCAUAUUUUCUUUUUUAUAACAAUGCUGGACUAGUUGUAGUUUUUCAUUGAUCAUAGGGAGACCAUGAUGAGAACUAUCUUUUCUUAACUGGUUGUAGCCUUUAGGACAGAAUGGGCAAGGGAAAAGCCUAGAAUUGGUUGGAGGAAGGACCAAUUGUUGUCUUUUCCUUUCCAGUCUUCAUUUCCACCCAGGCAUGCAGAAUAAUUUUGAGCCGAUAUCUAAUGUAUAUAAUGAUUUCCCAGAGCUAAA